CGGGCGGCUGAGCCGGCGGCGCCCAGCCCACGAUGCCCCUUGCGCCGAACGGGGCAGAGCGAGCCGGCAGCCGCUCCCCGCCUCAGCAGCCGCCUCCGGCCAUUGCCGAGCGGUUCCGGACUUUGCCGAACCUCUCCCCCUUCUGGCCGGGCUGCGCCGGCGGCAACGUGGCAGCUGCUGCCGCCGCCCGCCCCCCGCCUCCCGCGAUUCAAACACAGCACCCUCGCCUCGCCGGCGGGCAGCCAAUGGGGAGCCGCCCGCCGCACAGAUCGAUAGGAGGCUACACCAAUCAUAAGGCGAAUUCAUAUCAAGUGGCCAAUGAGAGCAAAGAGAGGGCGAGCCCGAGGCAGCCGCGCCCCGCCCCGCGGCGCGCAGCCUCCCGUCAGAAGAGAAGAGAGCUGUACUCUUGGAAGAUGAAGAUUCUUUGGGGAAUUCAUGCUAAUGCACUGGCAUAUUCUAUGACUACCUUAGGUGCUGGAAUGAUGAACAGCAUUUUUAAUUUCUACUACGUUAAGCUUUUCCUAAACCGAUACAAAAUUUCAGAAACAGGAUUUCAUGUAGCACAGGUUGUGUUUAUGGUCUGGAACGCCAUCAACGAUCCCCUCUUUGGCUACAUUCAGGACAACUCCCGGCUGAAGUGCUGCGCGAGGCGCCAGUUCUCCAUUCUGUACGGAGCCCCUCUGUACGGGCUGGCCUUCCUGCUGCCCUGGUUCCCCUGGAGGCAGUACCAGGAGGGGGACUGGCUGUGCGGCCUGCACCUCGUCGUCGCGCUGUGCGCCUUCGACGGCCUGCUGACCUUCGUGCUGCUGGCGCAGUGCGCGCUCUUCGCCGAGAGCUCCGGCAGGCACGACGGCAGGCUCCGCCUCAUCAAGUACAACCAGGUGGCCACGCUGAUGGGCUCCACCAGCGUCCUCUUCUGCGGGCUUGUGUCGGAUAAUAUGGAAAACUUCGCUUAUUUCCAGGCGUUCGCUGUUUUGGUGGCGGCGCUGGCGACGGCUUGUAUGUGUUGCACGGGUAAAUACAGCACCAGUCAGUAUGAGCGGAGGGAGAUUCAUACGGAGGAGGCUAAUCUGGAAAACAGUGAUGGAGCUUUCUCCUUGGCCUCGGUAGUUUCACUGACCAAACAGAUCAUGACAGAGAAGAACUUUCUAUGUUUUGUAACAAUGAACUUCUUCCAAGUCUUCCACCUAGCCUUCUACAACAAUUUUAUGAUGAUCUUUGCGGAUAACCUUAUUCCUAAGGAUGUCCUUUCUUCCUCAGUAAGAAGUGUCAUGUAUGGAGCAGGUUUUAUUUGUCCUCAGUGCCUUGUUCUUCUUAGUCAUGCUUCAUUGAAGAAGUUUGGUUAUUACAGAAUCAUCUUAUUUUCCUUUUAUUAUGAAGGAGUAGCUGCUGCUGUCAUGUGUCUACUAGGGCAAGAACACUAUUAUCUGCUGGCAUUUUAUGUCACAACAAACAUGGUAAUUGUGCAAGCUUCAUUUAGCUUGUUCAAUUUGCCUUUGGCAGAUAUUGUUGAUGCAGAUUUAAUAAAGCACAAGAGGAGAUUACCACUUUCCUCUAUGGUUUUUGGUACCAAUGCUUUAUUUACCAAGCCUGCCCAAUCUUUGGCUCCAAUGGUUGUGGUUACAAUACUAAAUCAUUAUGGAUAUUAUAAUCUGAAUAAUGUACCUGGUCAUCCUGAUAUAAGCAGGUCAUUUUUAGAUCUCCAUGAUGCCAUGUUCUACCUGGUCUGUCUGGUUCCCCUCUGCAUUGCAGUCCUACAGAUCCUGACCUGGACUCCCUUUUCCAUCCAGAACAGCCACCUGGCAGCUCCACAGUAAAUAUGGAACCAGUGGUCAGUGCAUCUCCUGCUGAACCACAAGAAGAGAGUUCAGUGAGUUUUUCAUGUGAGAAAGCAAAAUUGCAAGAUGAAACACAGUUUGAGCUGUUUCAUUCAUUCAGUCUCUGUGUCUCACGUUCAGCCUUAAUGCUGAGCCUACACAAGUUUUUCCUAGUUCAUUUGCUUUCUGUUAAUGGGUUUUAUCCUUAAUUACUUUAUUUAAAGUAAUUUCUGGUAUAUAAUGAUUCCUGUUAACUCAUUUGAAGAAGGGAUAUGGCAGAUCAGGGAAAGGGAUCCCAACUCAGCACCUGGAAUUCCAGGGAAGUGUAUUUUCUGAAGCCUGUUGGUGGAUUAAUUUUGCCAAACUGAUAAAAUGGCAGAUCUUUGAAGUUAAUCUGGAAGAUCCCAGUGGACAUCCCUCAUGGAUGGCUGGGAGAUGAAAAUGUAGAUGGUGUCUAGCUGGCCAGUAUCAAGACAAAUCUGACAGCUACCAUGGGAAGAGCCAAGAGUAAUUAACUACCCUGUGAAAGUCUAUGCAAGGCUGAAGAAAAAAAGGAUUCAGAUGCUGUUCAGUGUUGCUCACUAUGGAAAAACCUCACUGGCUUUCAGAAUCUCUAGUUGGUGGAAGGCCAGUGCAGUUUUCUGGCUUUAAAUGGGAAAGUAAUUUUGAAGGUAUCCUGUAGUUAGUGCCUCAUACAGAAUGUUAUUGUGGCAAGGACAGCAUUAGUCUGUGGAUGUAGGGUUCAGCUCUUGGACACAUGUAGGCACACACAGUUACUAAACCAAGCUCUACCUGUUCACUGGUGUUACGAUGGCUAACUCAUUUGGUGUGGCUAUUUAAGUUAAUUUCUGAAUCAUCAAGUUGAAGUUAGUUAAUUUCUGAUUAAUUCUUAUCAGUUAAGAUUUUAAAUGAAUCCUGUGAUUUUUAUAAAAUAAAGGGUUUUUGACCAAAAUUUAGAAA
Messenger RNA from Motacilla alba alba, 2777 nucleotides. Its product is annotated as transmembrane protein 180-like. The record is from RefSeq and is a predicted model, not a curated record. Lineage: Eukaryota; Metazoa; Chordata; Aves; Passeriformes; Motacillidae. Bases 33 to 1817 code for a protein of 594 amino acids. The transcript is spliced from 7 exons.